AUGUCUCCCCGCGCCAGUUCUGCAGCUCACCGGAGUACGGCUUCUGCCGCUGCACCCUACCCUAGACGCGCCUCCGGUCAACCAAAAUCAACCAGACAACAAUUCUCUGCGUGUGGGGCAUGCCGCAUGCGAAGGUCUGUCUGUCUUCUCAAAUGCCCGCCGUCCCCAACCUCCUGCUCGAACUGCAAAGAACGUAACAUCAAAUGCGUGGACGAAUUUGCUGAAGUCAAGGCUGUCAAAUUGCUCAGACGCGGUCGCCGACUGCAGCAAGUAGAGGCAGUAUAUGGAAAAGUCACAGAUGCUCCAUCCCCUACACAACACGCGUCCACUCCAACCUCCGCCCCAUCAAAUCUACAGCAGUCCGUCAUCCCUCAGCUCAAGAUUGAGUUUCUGAGUUCCACCUUCUUUCGGAGAUUCUGCGCCCAACGCCCAGUUAUAGAGCCCACUGAGUUCACCACUCGGUACUUUGAGCACCUCAAAGGCUCAACUCCGCUCAGCAUUGAAGGUCAGAUGCUUGCCAUGCUUCUCGUCACCUGGGCCACUUCUUUCGGAAUAAACGAAUAUGGUGCCGAAAUGGAAAUAUCGGACCUCACCCCUACUAGCCCAACAAGCCCAAAAUUUACACCUGACAGUGAUGGCGAACUUUCCGAUCCCAAGCGUGUCUGGGCACUCCGCACGGAGGCCAUGACCCGAGAAAUACUUGCACUCGUUGACACGCAUGGCAUACUACGCCGCCCGUCAUGGGAUGGUGUCAGGGUCAUGCUGCUUCUUCUCCCUCUGACGAAAGGUAUACAAAGUUCAAUGGAGCGUCGCACCACCUACGAGGCUACGCUAUCCCAAGUAUAUGCUCUUUGCUACCUCACCAGCCCCUCAUCAGUCAAUAGCGGGAGCGGUCCGUUUGGUGACGCACUUGUUCGUGCACGGAUAUUUUGGUAUGCAUACACCCAUGAAAGUGUCACGACAGGUCUGCGGGGUGGACGCCUUAUCUUUAAUGAAGAUGAUAUCCACGUUUUUCAGAACACUCUCCCCCCUCAGUAUUCUGCGUCUUCGUCCGCCAGUAGCCCUUCCUCUGCGCCAGGGUCCUCGUUGCCUUCCCCUGCUUCUAGCUCUCCGGUAACUGCGGAAUUCCCGUCCUUCCAUGAUCCUCGUAGUCAUGCCCGGAUGCCAUUCGCCUUCAUGCUCGUGAAGCAGUUCUUCUCCCUUGCUCUUUCUGUUUCAGGAGUCUGCCGGGCGAUACAUACUCAUCUGACCGGACCUCGCGCCCUCCAGUGUGCGGAGGCCGGCAUCUCCGUUGCUCACGAGGCAAUGAUGAACAUAUGGGACAACUUGACGCAUUGUUGGGAAGAUUUCGAAGCGUUUCGUCGCGACGCUGGCAGCACCGUCGGUGGUGGCCUCAUCCGCGGCGAAGACGUCGAACGCAUCGUCAGCGGUUGGCAAGUCUUCAUAUUUGAGUGCCUCAACGUCAUCCGUGAUGCCUUGAAGCAUCGCGUUGACUUGCAGGUUUCUUCCUCAUCUAACAAUGACCGCGCGGUCGCGGCCAACCUUCACGCAUACGCUGUGCGACGAUGCAGGAUGUUCAUUCCGCGCGUCAUCGAUAUCCUGAAACGCCAUCUAGCCGUCCCGUCGAGCGGAUUCUUCAUUCACGAUGCCGGAUUGAUCCGAGGCGGGUGCUUCUUUGCGGGGUUGUUGCUUGCCCAAAGCGAUCUCGAUGGCGAUAUGGAUAUGGAUAUAAAGUGCGAUGAUGGUACACGAUGGGAUACCGAUGUGGAAGAGGGCGUUGAUGUCUGUCUUCGUGCCCUUGGGGAGAUUCGCUGGGUUUGCGCCGACAGCCAUAGACAGGAAAAGUCGCUGAGGGCUCACUGGGAAGCUCGCCUCCAUCGCGAUGACGAUCGCGGCCAAAAAAGCUCCCGUGACUUGGUGGGUAGCCAGAGUUCACAAUCCUACUCUUCAUCGCAGGAUCACUCCCCGUAUAUGCUCGACAAGGCGCCCUUGUCCCGUCCCAACCAACAUGAUGGGUUUCGCUCCCUUUCCCUUGUCUCUGCAGGUGGCCAGGUACGGCCCCUCCUACCUCCCCUUUCAAUGUCCUUUCCGCGCGUUGAAAGCGGCCCAGACACCGCCUUGACGGACGAUGGCGCGGGUAGCUGGUCCGCAUAUACGCCACCGACAACCUCAGGUUCUGCGACAAGCACGAUUGCUACUCAACGUAGUACUUCACCCACAUCGCCUCCUCCUUCCCUUACCUCGACCGAGGACGCCGGUUACAGCAUACCUGACAUGGAGCAGUUUUCCUUCACUGUUGACGGCGCUGCAACUGGACCUAAUUUGAUUGGGCCUGGUCUGGGCUCACCACAUGCUUGGGCUUAUCCUCACCAUCAGCACCUGGACCCCACUAUGAUAUACUCAGGAACUGAUGCUGUCUUGGGUCGCAUUGGUGAGGACGGCUGCCCACAUUUUGGAUCAGACUGCCAGGCCUUCUAUCAUCAGUAG
Molecule: messenger RNA, 2487 nt
Organism: Pisolithus orientalis
Lineage: Eukaryota; Fungi; Basidiomycota; Agaricomycetes; Boletales; Pisolithaceae
Exons: 9
Coding region: 1-2487 (828 amino acids)
Biological process (GO): regulation of DNA-templated transcription
Molecular function (GO): zinc ion binding; DNA-binding transcription factor activity, RNA polymerase II-specific
Source: RefSeq, a predicted model, not a curated record